CUUUGCAGGAGAAUCAUCUCACUGGAUCAAAGAUGGCUGCCACACAAAGGAGACAAAUGACAGCAUAACAUGCCAGUGCUCACACCUGACAUUCUUUGGCAUUCUUUUGUCCCCUCCACCUGGAAACAUCAGCUCUGCACAUCUGAAAUCUCUGACUUACAUCACAUCGAUAGGCUGCGGUCUAUCCAUGUUUUUCCUGGCAGCGGCCAUCUUUAUGCACUGUCUAAUCAGGAAAAGCAAAGCAAGCCAAGCCACCAAGCUCCUGAUGAACCUCUUUGUUGCCAUGUUCACCCUCAACCUGUCCUUCCUGGUUAAUGACAAGAUUGCAGCCAUAGGGAACUUCGGUGCGUGUGUGGCGAUCGCAGCAUUUCUGCACUACACCAUGUUGGCCACUUUGACCUGGUUUUUAAUGCAAGCUCUGCACCUAUACUGCACUUUGUGGAAGAUACCUUCUGAAAUCAAACAUUACAUGAUGAAGAUCUGCAUCACAGGAUGGGUUACACCGGCUGUUCUGGUGAUUCCCCUUCUUGCUUUGGGUAAAUACGAUUACUUGGUCAUCUCUGCUGAUGAUGGGACUCAGGCAAAAAUGUGUUGGAUCCCUGACGCAGUUGUUCACCAGGGAGUAAACGUUGGUUAUUAUUCCAUUGUGUUCAUCUUCACCUUCAGCAUUUUCAUCCUAACAGUGCGGCAGAUUUCUCUCCUUAAGCCCACACAAGGGAAAACUCAGGACAAAAUAAACUCUUUCUCCAUUCUGGGCCUGUUGGUACUGCUCGGCAUCACCUGGGCUUUUGCUUUCUUUAGCCAUGGACCUCUGCUUAUCCCCUCCUACUACAUCUUCACCAUCCUCAACUCUUUUCAAGGCUUCUUACUGUUCAUCUACUACUACAACUCAAGUAAGGUUGUUGGAGAAAGCAGCAAUGUCAGAGUCAUCAGCAGCACCAGCAGCAGCACAGCAUCAAACACAGUAAUCUCAUCUCUGUAUCAAUGAAGUGCUGUGCUUGAUUGGAAAAGGGAACAGAAAGUUCUGUUCUCUACAUUAUUUUGACACAAGAGGGCAGCAUUUCCUUUGCAUUGCCAAGUAGAUUUCUCUUUCCUGUAGACCAUCUUGCCAUGUGUUUCUGACUGAAUGACUCCCCUGAACUGAAGUGGCUAAUCUGGAUUACCUUCAUUGAGAAAAAUUUCUCAGCCGCUGACAGAGAUGUCGUAAUCUCCUGGAAGUCAUUUGUGCGGGUGACUAUGCGUUUUAACAGAAGCCCUGUCUGAGUCACUGCGACACUUGCAGAGAAGGUUGUGAUUCACUCAGAUUAAAUCACAGAGCUCAUAAAUUACAGCUUGGUCAUGCAAAGGAAUGCGAAGUGUACUUGUUUAAGAGGUAAAAAAUGUCUGCUUUAUGACUGAUGCAGCUGUCAUGGGGAGCGAAGAUGGUAAACUGCAGAAAAAAAACAAGGUGAAGGGAAGGUUUGCCUUACACAUAUACUUUACAGCAUGGGGAUAUGAGCUAGUCAGCUAGUGCUUUGCGUGCCUGCAGAUAAUUAUCAUGUGCCUACAGAGAGCAGUAUCCACUGUGAGGGGAGGCUUAAACAGCUAACAAGAAAUGAGCUCAUGGCUACCUAUAGUGAUAAGAGACCUGAGGGCUAAACCAUUAUGUUGAAAUACUGUUUGAUGUUUGACUGUAUUCAAUUAGCAUUUAUAUCUUUUAAUAAGCUCAUCUUUCAGACUUUUGGCAAACUGCAUUAUAUUACAUUUUUGAACUGGUAUUCAAAAUCUCCUGGUA
Molecule: messenger RNA, 1774 nt
Organism: Notolabrus celidotus (New Zealand spotty)
Lineage: Eukaryota; Metazoa; Chordata; Actinopteri; Labriformes; Labridae
Product: adhesion G-protein coupled receptor G2
Exons: 6
Coding region: 188-988 (266 amino acids)
Biological process (GO): adenylate cyclase-activating G protein-coupled receptor signaling pathway; cell surface receptor signaling pathway
Cellular component (GO): membrane
Molecular function (GO): G protein-coupled receptor activity
Source: RefSeq, a predicted model, not a curated record